AUGAAAGAUACACAUGGUGGAAUACAUUCGGCUAACAAUAAAAUCAAAUCAUGCACAGCCAAACAGCGUAAAAAAGAACACAUCAAAGAACAAGGAAUUCAACAGCAUCAGAUGAUUGAUUCCAAUAGUGGAAUAAGUUAUGAUCUCACAAACAGCUCAUCAUAUGCAGUCAAUAAUUGCGAAACUAAAGAAAAAGGAAAUUUUGGAUCGUCACAGUUCAUUAAUCUUACCAGUGAUGAUAGUGAUGACGGUUUGCUUCUUUCUUCAAAUUCUAAUUAUAAUUCUAAUAAUAUAUUCAACCAACCAGAAGGGGUUAUUGAUCUCAAUGAGGAUUAUCAUGUAGCACCUAUCAAUCAAGUAUCACUUACAACUCUUAAGAGAAACCGUGGUCGACCUAAAAAUAUUUUAGGAAAUACGUCCGUAAAAACUGUUAUUGAAAAAAUAACUGCCACUCCAAACACUACU
Striga asiatica is the source of this 465-nucleotide messenger RNA. The record is from the annotation of a GenBank genome assembly. Lineage: Eukaryota; Viridiplantae; Streptophyta; Magnoliopsida; Lamiales; Orobanchaceae.